CUAAUUUCCCCCAACCCCGUCGCGCAUCCACCAUGGCGUCCACUGACCCCGCCGCCAAAGACGCCACCGUCGACCCUACCUCGGCCGGCGCAGAAGACCCCCAGUUCUCCCCCGAGGAAGAAGCCUCCCUUCUCGCGGCAACCAACUCCCAAAAAACCAGCGCCAACGCCCUCUUCACCUCAGCCGCCUACUCCGAGGCCAUCCAAGCCUACGACAAAGCCCUCGCCUCCUGCCCCUCGUACCUGGACUACGAGAUCGCGGUCCUGCGCGCCAACAUCGCCGCCUGCCACCUCAAGCUCAGCGAGUGGAAAGAGGCCGUCGACGCCGCCUCGCUCGCGAUCGAGCACCUCGACCGCGUGGACCCGCCGCCGGCAGAACCAGAGCCAGAGCCCGAAGCCGCAGCCAAGGCCCCAGACGCGCAAACCACAGCCAGUAGCAGCAGCACCGCCGAAAACAACAACAGCAGCGGAGCACAAGUCGCGGAAAUCGACGACGCCACCGCCGCGCGCAUCGCCGCGCUCCAGCGCACCGGCCGCAGCACCCACGACGUGCGCAAGCUGCGCACGAAAGCGUUGCUGCGGCGGGCGAAAGCGCGGACGCCGCCCGCAGCGGGGUGGGCAGACCUGCAGGCGGCGCAGGACGACUACGCGCGGCUGUCGCGGUCGCAGGACCUCACGCCGCUGGACCGGCGGACCGUGGAUGCCGCGCUGCGCGAGUUGCCGCCGCGCGUGGCGCAGGCGAGGCAGACGGAGCUGGCGGAUAUGAUGGGCAAGUUGAAGACGCUCGGGAAUGGCAUACUGAGCCCUUUUGGGCUGAGUACGGAUAAUUUCCAGUUUGUUAAGGAUGAGAAGAGUGGGGGGUAUAGUAUGCAGUUUAAUAAGUAGGUAGGGUUGGGAGUGGGAUGAAUUGCUGGCUGGCGCACUCAUCGCGGAAGAAAAUGCUAUCGUACACCUCAAUAAAGCUUUAAAGCUACAAAAUUAGAGAUCCUACAAUACGUACACACAACGUAGACAGCACAGCACAGUACGCGCCACUCGCACAAACAGCGCCACAACAAAUAGGUACUUCAUCUACUAUACCCCUCCUAUUGCACAAUAUGAGCAUCCGCAUGGCCCGCUCCCGGUCCCAGCUAUCACCGCCACAGACCCUACUUGCGUGCCAGACACCUACUUACCUACUUCCACCACCACUACAACAACAGCGUCUAAACCGCUGGCCAGGUAAGCAACCAGCAGCGCUCCCCUCCC
This is a messenger RNA of Aplosporella prunicola CBS 121167, 1247 nucleotides long. RefSeq lists its product as uncharacterized. Bases 33 to 884 code for a protein of 283 amino acids. The record is from RefSeq and is a predicted model, not a curated record. NCBI's taxonomy places the organism in Eukaryota, Fungi, Ascomycota, Dothideomycetes, Botryosphaeriales, Aplosporellaceae. The transcript has 2 exons. Gene Ontology annotation, molecular function: protein binding.